UGGUAACUCGUUUGCGUAUGGUGAACCAUACUUUGCGUUUCCUGCCUGAACGAUUGAAGUACUUGCUUCUGGCGCCGUGGAAGGAUGACUCUCAAGGCAUACAAAACAGGAUCUCAAUUUCCACCUCUGCAACCUGGAAAACUGCGAAUCUACAGCAUGCGCUUUUGUCCGUUUUCUCACCGGGCCCUGCAUGUCCUGGCAGCAAAGAAUAUUGACCAUGAAAUUGUGAAUAUUGAUCUGAAGAACAUGCCAGACUGGUUCCUUAAUCUCCAUCCAUCUCGCAAGGUGCCAGUGCUGCAGCAGGAUGACAAAGUGAUCAAUGAAUCCCUUAUUGUGUCUGAAUACCUGGACGAGGCUUACGGUUCAUCCAGACUCCUCCCUACGGAUCCCUACCUGAAGGCUCGAGACAAGAUGUUCCUUGAAGUUGGUUGUUCUGCUGCCAUAUCAGUGUUGAAGAUAUACUACAACAAGCAGGACAGGCUGGAGAUCUGGAGUAACUGGAUAGAAAAGUUGAAGCUCAUCGAGGAAGAACUAGCUUUAAGGAAAACACCAUAUCUAUCCGGUGCACGUCCAGGCUUCAUUGACUAUAUGACUUGGCCCGUCUUCCCAAGUGCCGCGGCAUUCUCCACGGUAUUUCCGGAGCUCAAAAUGCCAUCCCCUUCUCAAUACCCCCUUCUCGUUGCAUGGAUGAACCUCAUGAAGAAAGACCCUGCUGUGAUGACUGUUGUAAAUGAGGCCCAUCUGCUUGAACACAUGAGAGGUGUGUCAGAUGGCAUUUUUGAUUAUGAUGUGGGUCUGUGAACAUCGCAAUAUGUCUGCGAUUUAUACCUCACAUUAUGCCAAAGCCCUUUGCAAUUAUGCAUUUUCUACAUCCUCCAGACUUUACCAUUUGUUUGUCGGUGACAGCUUUCUUUCUGUUCGCUCAUCUUGACAACGGGAUUGACGCUUGCUUGAUAAUAUGAAAGUAGAGGUUGUUGCUUGGCUUAACAUAUCAGUAUUUCUGCACUGUAACAAGAUCUGCUUGCUUAUGUGGGAUCCUUACAAAGGCAACGACUCGCAGUUUAUUCAAGACCCUUUGUUGUUCAGGGUACCAUUCUUAUUAUUCAUGUUUGCUGUUGUUAUUGUUUUUCAUGGUUAUCUGUAGAUGCUGUUGUGAUGAGACAGUCGUAUACUCUAUGCAACAGAUAUACAGUUAUUUCUCUAUGCUUUUUUAAAACGGAGGCAUUAAUAAUGUUUCUCACUAUUCAAUGCAAUGUGAGUCCUGCACAUAUACAUAAGGUGCUUGGCAACUGCAUACACUCUUGUGCUAAAGAAACAAAUUUUGUAUGAGUUGGAAUAUAAUAAAGGCAUUGCUUAAAAGGC
Ornithodoros turicata is the source of this 1362-nucleotide messenger RNA. Its product is annotated as glutathione S-transferase omega-1-like. The coding region runs from base 85 to 801 and encodes 238 amino acids. Gene Ontology annotation, biological process: glutathione metabolic process. Gene Ontology annotation, cellular component: cytoplasm. NCBI's taxonomy places the organism in Eukaryota, Metazoa, Arthropoda, Arachnida, Ixodida, Argasidae. The transcript is spliced from 5 exons. Gene Ontology annotation, molecular function: glutathione transferase activity; glutathione dehydrogenase (ascorbate) activity. The record is from RefSeq and is a predicted model, not a curated record.